GAGAGGGGCCCCUUACCCCAUUCAACGAUAUAUAUAUAGAUACAUAUAUAUAUAUAUAUAUAUAUACACAUAUAUAAAAAAUAUAUAUAUAUACACACACAACAUAUAUAUAUAUAUAUAUAUAAAAUUGGUGAUACCGCGAAGCAACAAACACUUGAGUGUAUAUCGUUACGGUACCGAUCGAUUGUAUCGAGUAUUAGUUAUCGACUAUCGUUCAUACUACAACCGGGAUCUAUUUAUCGACAAGAAAAAGACGAACUCGACAAUAUGUUGGUGGAACACGCGGCACAGUGGAUCUGGAAAGCGAUGGGCGGCACCAGGAUCGAGGCUCUAUACACCCUCCUCGUGUUCUUGGGUGUACUCCUGAUUGUGAGGUGCAUUCAGUGGCUGAGGUACAUCCGUACCCUACCGCCCGGCCCGUGGGGCGUGCCAGUCUUUGGCUACCUACCUUUCCUCAAAGGGGACGUCCACCUACAGUACGGCGAGCUGGCAAAGAAGUACGGCUCGAUGUUUAGCGCACGCCUCGGAACACAACUCGUCGUUGUUUUAAGCGAUUAUCGGGUUAUCCGCGAUACUUUCCGUCGCGAGGAGUUCAGCGGUAGACCGCACACAGAAUUCAUCAACAUCCUCGGUGGAUACGGUGUCAUUAAUACCGAGGGCGCUAUGUGGAAGGAUCAAAGAAGGUUCCUCCAUGAGAAACUUCGUAGUUUCGGAAUGACUUACAUGGGUGCUGGAAAGAAGAUCAUGGAGUCUAGAAUUAUGAGAGAGGUCGAUACUUUUAUCCAAGGUUUAUUGUCGAGACAAGGAGCACCGACGGACGUAUCACCUUCCCUCGGUAUGUCGAUCAGCAAUGUGAUCUGUUCGAUCAUCAUGGGAGUUCGCUUCCAUCACGGUGAUUCGAGAUUCAAAAGGUUCAUGGAUCUGAUCGAAGAAGGAUUCAAGUUAUUCGGGAGUAUAGCGGCUGUUAAUUUUAUCCCGAUUAUGCGUUAUCUUCCUUGUCUUCAAAAAGUUCAAAACAAGAUCUCGCAGAAUCGUGCCGAAAUGGCUGAUUUCUUUCAAGAAACGGUCGACCAGCAUCGAGUCACCUUCGACGAGAACAACAUUCGCGAUCUCGUCGACGCUUAUCUCUUGGAAAUCCAGAAGGCUAAGGCCGAAGGACGCGAGGCACUGCUGUUUCAAGGCAAGAAUCACGAUCGUCAAAUGCAACAGAUUCUUGGUGAUCUUUUCUCCGCCGGCAUGGAAACGGUCAAGACCACAUUGGAAUGGGCAGUGAUUCUCAUGUUGCACCACCCCGAGGCUGCUAAAGCGGUACAGGAAGAAUUGGAUCAGGUAGUCGGAAGAUCGAGAAUGCCGGCAUUGGAGGAUCUACCGUUUCUUCCGGUGACCGAGGCAACGAUCCUCGAAGUCUUAAGAAGAUCGAGCAUCGUCCCGUUGGGAACAACUCAUGCUACCACAAGGGAUGUAACAUUGAAUGGUUACACGAUACCGGCUGGCUCUCAAGUUGUACCACUAUUGCAUGCAGUACACAUGGAUCCGGAAUUGUGGAAUGAACCAGAGGAGUUUCGUCCUACUCGUUUCCUUUCCGCCGAAGGAAAGGUCUGUAAACCGGAGUAUUUCAUGCCGUUUGGUGUCGGUAGGCGGAUGUGUCUCGGCGACGUGCUAGCGCGCAUGGAACUCUUCCUAUUCUUCAGUUCGCUCUUACAUACAUUCGAUCUUAGGCUACCUGAGGGCGCCUCGUUGCCGAGUUUGCGCGGUAACGCAGGUGUCACCGUAACACCAGACCCAUUCAAGGUUUGCCUAUUUCGAAAGAACCUCGAUCUCCUCGAGUGCGACCCGAACGAACCUUCUAGCGGGCCACUUCGUAACGUUGGCAGUCUCUGAAUGAAGAAGUUACGGCCCCGAGACGAUCACGGUUGUUGGUUCCUAUCGCUUUAUCGGAGGAAAUGAACUUUCGUGCUCCUCGCCGAGCGUGUGCCGACGGAUAGAAAGAAAGAAAGAAAGAAAGAGAGAGAGAGAGAGAGAGAGAGAAAGAAAGUAAGCAAAAAUGAAUGAAUGAAAGAAGGAAAGAGAAAUAGAGAAGAACAUAAUAUUUUCAAAAUUCUAUAUCGACGAAUAACGAAAGGAUUUCGAUUCUAAUGAAGGAUCGUAAAAGAUUACGAAUCGCGUGAAUAUUAACGAUGAUAAAUGUAACGAAGGAAACAAGGAUCGGAUAAAUAAGUUUCUUCUCAAUUUCUUAUGCUAUAAAUGAAAGAAAGAAUGAAAAAAAGAAAAAAGAAAAAAGGAAAAAAA
Messenger RNA from Vespa mandarinia (Asian giant hornet), 2289 nucleotides. RefSeq names its product Cytochrome P450 18a1 (gene Cyp18a1). The record is from RefSeq and is a predicted model, not a curated record. Gene Ontology annotation, biological process: xenobiotic metabolic process. Gene Ontology annotation, molecular function: heme binding; iron ion binding; oxidoreductase activity, acting on paired donors, with incorporation or reduction of molecular oxygen, reduced flavin or flavoprotein as one donor, and incorporation of one atom of oxygen. NCBI's taxonomy places the organism in Eukaryota, Metazoa, Arthropoda, Insecta, Hymenoptera, Vespidae. Gene Ontology annotation, cellular component: intracellular membrane-bounded organelle; cytoplasm.